Messenger RNA from Calidris pugnax (ruff), 1359 nucleotides. Its product is annotated as potassium voltage-gated channel subfamily C member 3-like. The record is from RefSeq and is a predicted model, not a curated record. Gene Ontology annotation, molecular function: delayed rectifier potassium channel activity. The annotation marks the transcript as partial. The transcript is spliced from 4 exons. Gene Ontology annotation, biological process: potassium ion transmembrane transport. Gene Ontology annotation, cellular component: dendrite membrane; neuronal cell body membrane; axon. NCBI's taxonomy places the organism in Eukaryota, Metazoa, Chordata, Aves, Charadriiformes, Scolopacidae.
UGCGUGGCCUUCGCCUCCCUCUUCUUCAUCCUCAUCUCCAUCACCACCUUCUGCCUGGAGACCCACGAGGCCUUCAGUGACCCAGGGGGAGGAGCCCCCAUACCUUGGUCCCACCAUCUCUAUGGGGUUCCAUUUGAUUCUGUGGGGGUCCAGAUCUUUGGGUUCUGGAUCUGUGGAGCCCCCACACCUGGGUCCACCCCACUUCACCACCCCCCUCUCCCUUUUUUUCUUCCUCCUCCCCAGUACGUGGCCUUCGCCUCCCUCUUCUUCAUCCUCAUCUCCAUCACCACCUUCUGCCUGGAGACCCACGAGGCCUUCAACCGGGUGAUCAACAAGACGGAGACGGUGGCCACGGGCAACGGGACGACGGGGACGCAGGUGGCGGUGGAGGUGGAGACGGAGCCCUUCCUCACCUACGUGGAGGGCACGUGCGUGGUGUGGUUCACCUUCGAGUUCCUCAUGAGGGUGAGUUUUUGCCCGGACAAACGGGAUUUCGUCAAGAGCAGCUUGAACAUCAUCGACUUCGUGGCCAUCUUGCCCUUCUACCUGGAGGUGGGCUUGAGGGGUCUCUCCUCCAAAGCGGCCAAGGACGUUUUGGGGUUCCUGCGGGUGGUCCGCUUCGUCCGCAUCCUCCGUAUCUUCAAGUUGACGCGGCAUUUCGUGGGGUUGAGGGUUUUGGGGCACACCUUGAGGGCCAGCACCAACGAGUUCCUCCUCUUGGUCAUCUUCUUGGCUUUGGGUGUUCUCAUCUUCGCCACCAUGAUCUACUACGCCGAACGGAUCGGGGCCGACCCCGACGACGUGACGGGGAGCCGUCACACCUACUUCAAGAACAUCCCCAUCGGUUUCUGGUGGGCGGUGGUGACCAUGACCACUUUGGGGUACGGGGACAUGUACCCCAUGACCUGGUCGGGGAUGUUGGUGGGGGCUCUCUGCGCCCUGGCGGGGGUCCUCACCAUCGCCAUGCCCGUCCCCGUCAUCGUCAACAACUUCGGCAUGUACUACUCCUUGGCCAUGGCCAAGCAGAAGCUCCCCAAGAAGAAGAACAAACACAUCCCCCGACCCCCCCAACCCGGCUCCUGCGUGGCCUUCGCCUCCCUCUUCUUCAUCCUCAUCUCCAUCACCACCUUCUGCCUGGAGACCCACGAGGCCUUCAGUGACCCAGGGGGAGGUUGGGGGCCCCCCCAAAACCUGGGGUCCAGAUCUUCGGGGGGGUCUGGAGACCCCACACCUGGGUCUCCCCACGAUUCUAUGGGGUUCCAGUACGUGGCCUUCGCCUCCCUCUUCUUCAUCCUCAUCUCCAUCACCACCUUCUGCCUGGAGACCCACCAGGCCUUCAGUGACCAGGGGGGAGGCUGA